UCAGGCGGAGGAGUUUGCGCACCACCUGGCGGCACGAGGUGGUAGUGGUGGUGGUGGUGGUGGCGGCAGGCAGGUAGGAAGGUAGGCAGGAAGAGGGCCCGACCAGUUGGCCGGACGUGACCAGUCGAUAGUGCCGCCCUGCCCGCUGGCGCUGCUCCUCUCCUCCUCCUCUUACUCCACCACCAACGUCGCCGCCGCUUCCUCCCGGGCAGCCUCGCGCCAGACGCUCACUGGUCGCGAGGGUGCCGCCCCGGGCCAGCGCGCGUCCCACCCUCUUGCUCGGGGAGGUCGCCAAGGUGCGGGCGAUUAGCGGCAGGUGGCUGCAGUUAGCUCGACCCCCGCGUGAGUCACUCGGCCACUUUCCCAGCACACGCCCCCAUGCCGCUGGAGGGGAGGCGCAGCGGAGAGGAGGACCCUGAGUGGUGCGAGGCGGAACGUGUCAGUGUGUGUUGGUGUCACUGGCUAGUGUGACGCGGGAGCCAGCACCACCCAGCACCAGUCCCGCUAGCACCGACUCCCCUGAGCGGCAGCACACAGGUGGCGAGAGGGCGGGCCACGCGGGACAGGUGACAUGGUGAUCGCUUGGAGUCCCCAGCGGUGGCAGGACCAGUGACCAAUGUUCCGGCUCUCCACCGAGCAGCACCACCCCGGCAAGCCUGUGAUCAUCCACCCGCACAAAAUGUUCAGUAGCCGACGCAAGAGUCUCCCCGACCCCUCCAGCCUCACCAAGUCCUCCUCCUCCUCCUCCUCCUCAGGAUUCACCUCCUCCAGGACCACCAAGCGAAGGGCCUCCAAUGGCUUCCUUAACCCAGAGGUCAUGGCGGUUCCUGGGACGGGUGGGCUGGGCGGUGGUGGCGGUGGAGGUGGUGGCGGUGGGGGACUGGCAGGCGAUGGGCGACUCCUGGUAGCUGAUCUGCGGCACCAUAACUUCGAUGCCAUCCGCUUUGCCUCGUACCGCACAGCCGCUAAACUCCGCUUCGUGCAAAAGAAGACCAACAUGCAUCGUGUGGACAUCUGGAACAUCAUUGAGGCGUUCCGAGAGAAUGGACUCAACACCCUGGAGCCUUACACAGAGGUCAAGGUGUCCCGACUCGAGACUCUGAUCUCCACCUUGUACCACAGCCUGAACAAGAGACUCCCGGUGGGGCAGAAUGUGGUGAUUGAGACCUCCACUUCAGUGCUGCUCAAUUGGCUCCUCUCGGCUUAUGACAAAGACGAUGAGGGGAAGCUCCGAGUGUUCAGCGUUAAGGUAGCGCUGGCCACUCUCUGCAGCAGCAAGCCUCUUGACAAACUCAGGUAUAUAUUCUCACAAAUAUCUGAUGGUAACGGGCACCUCUCUCUGACCCGCUUCUCUGAGUACCUGAAGGAAGUCCUCUCACUACCAGCUGCUGUUUUUGAGUCUCCGAGUUUCUCAUACUCAGAAAACCUUGUUACCCAUAUUUUUGACGGGAUCAAGCAGAUCAACGUCAACGACUUCCUGGAGGUGGUGCUGGAGGACCCCGGGCCGGAGUGCCUGGCGUGGCUGCCGCUGCUGCACCGCCUGGCUGCCUCAGAGUCGGAUGCACUGUGGGCCGUUGAUCUCAUUGAUGAUGACUUUAUUGAUGAAUUUGUCCACCAGACCACCUGUGACGGCUGCCGCAGGGAGAACUUCACCGGGCUGCGCUACAAGUGUGAGAAGUGCCACAACUACAGCAUGUGUCAGGAGUGCUUCUGGCUGGGCCGCUUCCCGCCUCACUCCAUCGACCACCAAGUGAAGGAAUACACCUCCUUUACACCAACUCGGCAUUCCUUCCGCCGAAGCCUGCGCUGUGUGCCAGACAGACCAACGCUGGACAGGCCACGCUUCCCUGAGCAUCCUGAGAAGACCCUCAACCUCUCCCAUAUAGUUCCUCCUUCUCCUCUGCCCUCCCACAACGGCUUUGAGGGAGGAGGACCAGCACCGCCACAGUCCACUUCUCUAGAAAGUCGCUCGUCCAGCAGAAGUUGCAUCAGCAGCCUGCCGGACUGGAGUCAGCUGGACGAGGAGCACCGUCUCAUUGCUCACUAUGCAGCGCGCCUUGCCAGUCAGACAUCUCAGUCGGGGAGCGAGAGUGUGGACUCCAGCCCUGGUUUUGACUCCUCCAGUGCCCAGCGAGGUCUAAUACAAUCACUUGAGGCAAAGAACAGAGAUAUCAUGAGAGAAAUAAACUCCUUAAGGAACAGAGUGUAUGUUUGCAGGCAGCAGCAGGAGCGGGCGGAGGGCAGCACCAACCCCACGCUGGUGGCUGAGCUGCGCACCCUCCGCUCCCACCGCCACGAGCUGGAGUCCAAUCUCUCCUACCUCCAAGACUCUCGCAAACAGCUCAUGCAGCAACUAGAAAGUCUAAUGAAAAUGCUCAAAAACCACCAGACUUCCCCCACCACCCCUGCUGGCUCCCCCAAGUCCCCGCCAUUCUCCACCACUGGCUCCAUCAGCAGCAGUGUGCUCACCAGUCUCGCCUCAGGGACUCAGGGCUCCACUGGCUCUUCUCGGUCAGCUCCCCCCACACCCUCACACACCGCUCAAGUGUCUACAUUAGACUCUCUCUCCUCUCUUCAUGUUGAUGGGCUGCAGUCAACAGUGUCUUCUGUGUUCUCAAGUGCCGACUCCAGUUGUUCAGCAGACAACUCUCCUGAUGACAGCAUAGCCUCCCACAGCCUCAGGAACGACCUACUUGUGGCUGCAGACUCCGUCACCAAUGCCAUGUCUAGUCUAGUGCGGGAGCUCAAUUCAGAAAGUUCAGAUGAUGAGUCUCAGCUUGCCAGGCCGCUGCCCGAGCGAGACUAUGACUUCAAGGGUCUGUAUGAGAGCCCCUCCUGGCGUAGCAUGACAGAGGUGCAGUACAGUGAGGCUGAGCCACACCCACACAGCCGCAAGCCUAGUAGAGACUUGUCUCAGGUUGGAAUGAAAAGCAGCAGCAAGUGGCACUCAAAUGAUAACCAGGACGACUUGGGCUCCAGGAAAGACGGCGACACACCUGACUGGGAGGAGGCAGGUAUGGGAUGGGUCAACAGGUAGACGCUGGCAGCAAGCAAGCACUUACACUACUAAUCACUAUCUCAACGACCUUCAUCUCUGUACCAUUAAAUUCUUUAGUAAUUACUAUUAAGUGGGACAUAAGUAAAGGUGGGAAAGAGUGGCAUAACUACAAUAGCACUACUGACCUUGUAUUGUAGAGAUUAUGUAUCCCAUCAUGAAACUCACCGCCGUAGCAACAGACAGUCGGGCGGAGCGUGCGUGUGUCUCGUGUUUCUCUCAUGUACAGUGUCACACACCCAUUGACAUCAGUUCAUGCUGCUUUGUAUCUUGUGUUAAUAAAUUCCAGACUUCCUGGUGGGAUGUGUUUAAUCUUAGCUUAAUUUAUGACUUCAGCAAUGCAGUCAAGGAGGUAUUUCUGUAUAUUUGGUCCCAGAGUUAUGAGCCAAGCAGUGGGAGAGUUGCUGUGAUUGUAACCUUUAGUUGAAGACCUUCUUGUGUAGUAUGCUCUACUGUUACCAUUUAUAUAUGUAGAUUCUAUCCACUGGGAUUGUUACUAACCUUGAGGAGUGAGUUUUUACUGAUACAAAGUGGAUGAUUUGCAUGUGUCCUUCAUUAGUUAGUUGUACUACAUUGUUCAUUCAUAUAAUUUCUCUCUAUAUUAUUGUUUGGCAAGCUUUCAUUAGGUGACAGAGGCACAAGCCUUCUGAACUUCUAGUCAUGAGCGAGGGUGACUUGAAGUGUUUGACUGACGGGUCAUGAGACAAGCAAUCUUUGCCUGCUGAACAGUUCAUUCAAUUCUUUAAACAUCUUACCCACAUAUGCUGUACUGUAUAGGCUGUCAUGAAUUGUAUGACAUUUUUGAUAGAUAUUACUACUAUUAAAUGUCUCGGUAAGGAAUUAGAUCAUUUUCAGAAGAUAUUGAUCAAUAAGCUCGGGAUGUGUGUGCAUCUGAAAGUGCUUUAUUUUGUGUAUAACUAAGAAGAAAUGCAGGACAUUGGUGUAUACUACAUAUACUUUAAUUUUGUUGAGAAAAUUAAGAUAAUUAUUGACAAAUUUAUUAUGUAUAGAAACUUCUUUUCACUCUAGAUAACAUCAAAAUUAAUCAUAUUGGAAAACAAAGCAUACCAAGCAAAAUUUUCAAUGAUGAGUUAAAAUCAUGCACUUGGUGCCUCUCUAUAGAAUGCCAGACAAAAGACGUGUGUGUGUGUGUGUGUGUGUGUGUGUGUGUGUGUGUGUGUGUGUGUGUGUGUGUGUUCAUCGGUGCACCAGCAACACUAUUAUGACUUAACUCAUCAUUGGCUUUUCUUGCCCAUCACUGGUGACCCAAUGUUCUUGAAUGGAUUCCUGAAAAUAUGUAAAACAAAACAGAUCAUCGUAAAACUUUAUAUAUGAACACAUGCAGAGCAGCAAACUCAUCAUUAUUCAGAGCUUAUUGAUUGAUAUUUGAAAGACAGCAUUGAUAAAAAUUGCUCUACUCUUGAUAUAAUUUCUUCCUUCAAGUGCUAAUUUUCCCUAAGUAAUGAGGGUAAAUAAACUGACUUUCAAUUCUGAGUGGCCAAAAAUAUUUCUGCAUCAUGUUUAUGAGGACCAAGAGAGUGGAUCAGAGAAGCUUUACUUUGAGGUACCUGUAGUUAGAUAGAGGAGUACAUAUCUUUGGAAAUAUCUGUGGUGGUGAUGGUGGUAAACAUUUCUUAUUUAUUUUGUAGGAGAAUCAAAAGUAAGUUAACAAUAAUUAUGCAGAAGGAAAGCUUUGCACCAUGUUCUUUAAUUAAUGUGCCUCGUGCUUGCCCUAGCAUUAACUCCUUUGUGAUCAUCUUGGCGUAGUGAUGCACCGUUCUUCCCCGUCACGUGUGAGGUGUCAAACUGUCCUCGUGUCACAUGCACCGCAAGUAGCCAAUUGGAGUUUGAACAGUUAAAUUGCUCAGUGUAGAUCCACAGUCACAGUUUGGACCAAUUAUUGUUGAGCUUCACUUCAUUUAGAACAUUUGAUCUCACUUACCAUCACUAGACUUAUAAGUAUGCAUCUUAAUGUUUCAUCUUCCCAGUUGUGUGGUGUUGGUGUCUGAUUCCUUUGUAUGUAAGAGCUAAUGAGAUGACUAAAAGUUAUGAAUUGGUUCUUUAUUUCUGAGUGAUGCUGUUCACCAUUAGUUUGUCUGGAGCACUUCCAUCACUCAGUGUACUGUUGUGCUAAAAUUCAUUCAAAGACAAGGUCAGAGAUAUGCAUGUUAGAGCAGGCUGUGAUUCAGGAUUCUUUGCCGAAGAACCUUUGUUGCAGUAAAAUCUGUUUGAACUGUAGAUACACAAAACCAAUCAAAAAAGCUACACCAUCUUUAUUCCUAAAUAAAUUCUUAAUGAUUUAGAAAUUAACAUUACAUGAGAGAUGCUGGUUAUGUCAUAAAUUAUGCCUUUGCAUACCCAACAGUAAAAAGAAAAUAUUUAAAGAUAUCAUAAAUGAGGUUAUGAAAUCAUUAAUCAAGGCAAAACUUGCUCAACAUGUCUAAAGUCUGUGAACAUUAUAUUUGGCUGAUAAAUAUAGAACAGUCAUUGUAUACAAUCACAUUGUAUAUAAUAGUCUUUCACAUUGUUUGCCACAUAUGCAAACUUAUGAAAGAAGCCUUGAUUUUUGUUUAAGAAUCAAUGUUUCCUUGACAGUGAUAGAUCAAGAUAAUAAUGUAGUUACUCAGUGUCAAGCCUUCAUUAACCCAACUCCAAUAGACAAUAGCCAAAGAUAGUGAGUGAAGUCUUGAAUGAAAUCAUUGGCACCUACCUCAGCUACUUGCUUCCAAUGACUGACCAAGUUUCAGAAAAAGAGGUUCCAAAAUAAACUAGGAGGCAUGUUGCUUCAGAGAUGACAAAUCCUCUUGUAAUGGGGUGAAUACAUUACUAGUGGGCUCUUCUUUUCAUGUUGAGUUCUCUUGUGAAAUGAUAGGACUAGAUUUUUCUUGAUCUAAGACUCGUGGGUUAGGAAUAAAAUAGUGUAAGUUUUAUUAAUAAACUAACCUUUUCAUUCCCAUAUUUUAAGGGUGGCAGCUGUCUUGGCAGCUGGGUUUUAAGUUUCUAGUCAUUUAAGGGUAUGAUUUGGCACUAGACAUGAGCUGUGAUGUUUACUAUUAUGUUAAACAAUAGUUACCAUGUGGCCAAGGUACCUAAUAAAGGAAAAUUUAUCA
Messenger RNA from Portunus trituberculatus (swimming crab), 6165 nucleotides. Its product is annotated as dystrobrevin beta-like. Gene Ontology annotation, cellular component: synapse; plasma membrane. The record is from RefSeq and is a predicted model, not a curated record. Gene Ontology annotation, molecular function: zinc ion binding. Lineage: Eukaryota; Metazoa; Arthropoda; Malacostraca; Decapoda; Portunidae. Gene Ontology annotation, biological process: synaptic signaling.